Molecule: messenger RNA, 243 nt
Organism: Melampsora larici-populina 98AG31
Lineage: Eukaryota; Fungi; Basidiomycota; Pucciniomycetes; Pucciniales; Melampsoraceae
Exons: 4
Coding region: 1-243 (80 amino acids)
Source: RefSeq, a predicted model, not a curated record
AUGAAUGUUAAAAUUGGAAUUCUUGACACUUCAUCAACCAGCCAAUCAAUCAAACAAGUAAGAUGCCAAAAUCAAAUCAAACCACCAAUUCACUCAAAACCUGGUGUCUCAACGGGUGGUUCAUUUCAAGCUUUGGCAGUCGAAUCAAUCCAAUCAGAUUCAGAAAGCGAUUCACAAACCAAUUCGAUCAUUCCAUCACAUCGAACACCUUCUACUGCCAUCUCAACUUCAACUAAAAAGUGA